GUUCUUUCUCCUCUGUCUGUGUGCGAAUGCACAGACGGUUCAGUAGUAAUUUGAUGUGUGUCCCCGGGGACAUUUGAUGGAUUAAAGCUAAGCAGCUCCAUUUCGCAGCACCACCUGAUCUUCCACUGCCUGUGCCCCAUAUAAAGGCUGGCGUGAUUGCUGAUCUCAGCUAGUCUGACAGUCUCUCUCUCCCUCCUCUCUCUGUCUGUCUCCAGCUCUUCUCUUCCUCACUGGUCCCUUAAGCCUGCCGCAUCACAGGAGCUAUCCAGUGCUGAACAGGAUCGCUUUUAUUUUUUAUUUUUUUAUUUUUCUGGGGGGAAGCUGGGGGAGCCAGAGAGUAUCACACAGCAUCGCCGUCAGCCUUGUUCUCCACUGGUUUCCAUUUUCUUUCUUAUCUUAUGUUUUUGGCCGUUGUCUCAACAUUUACCGCAAGGAUUACCGUCAAGCCAGAUCUGCUUGUGUGCUUCCUCAGAGGGUCUUUCAUUUUUUUCUCAUGCGUUUUUCUCAGCUUUGUGUUUUUAUCCAUUGAAACAUGCCACGCUCAUUUUUGGUGAAGAAGAUCAAGCUUGAUGAUUUCUCUUCAUCCAAUGUGGCCACUUCCAAUCAUCAUCACCACCACCACCACCACCUGGACGACUCGUUCACUUUUGCACGCUCCAUCACAGACUCGGUGACCAGCCUUGGGGUUCGUCUCAGUGAGAAUGGCUACAUCCAGGAUUACAUCACACCAUCUGUAUACCAGGGGGAGAAGAAGAUGGAGCACAAGCUGGCUUCGCCGGUGUCAGAUCCCCUCUACACCCAGGUGAGCAGCGGAGAGGAGUACUGUGACCCCGACCUGACGCAGCCCGACAGCCCCCAGUCUGGCAUGACAGCCAGCGGCUUCUACAGUGGUGAAUCGGAGGCCCUGGCCGAGGGUUACACCAUGGAUGCCUUCUUCAUCUCCGAUGGGCGCUCGAGGCGGAAGGGAGACAGCGAGAGUCGUGAAGGGGGCUCAAGAAGCAGCAGCGCCAACGGCGGGGCUCCGGAGAAGGGAGCUGGCACGGCUCGCCACUCCUGCAAUGAGUGCGGCAAGACGUACGCCACCUCCUCCAACCUCAGCAGACACAAGCAGACGCACCGCAGCCUGGACAGCAAGAUGGCCCGCAAGUGUCCCACCUGUAAUAAAGUGUACGUGUCCAUGCCAGCGCUGGCCAUGCACAUCCUCACCCACGACCUCAAGCACAAGUGCAACGUGUGCAGCAAGGCCUUCAGCCGACCGUGGCUCCUUCAAGGUCACAUGCGCUCACACACGGGGGAAAAGCCCUUUGCCUGCGCACACUGUGGCAAAGCCUUUGCUGACCGUUCAAACCUCCGCGCCCACAUGCAAACACACUCUGCCUUCAAGCACUACAGAUGCAAGCGCUGCAAUAAGACCUUCGCUCUCAAGUCCUACCUGAACAAGCACUAUGAGUCAGCUUGCUUCAAGGGCUCUGCGGACGAAGACGACUCUGGAUCAGAAAACUAACCACGAAGGAAAAAGCUAAAUUUUGAACCCCUGUUGUAGGUUCACAACCAAUAACCCUGUUCACUCUGCCCUCCAUGCCUUUUUUCUUCCCUUUUUUUAGAAAGCAAUAUUUUCACUGAGAUUACGUGAAGAAACUGAUUAUGGCAAAGACAAUUUCAAAAGAUGCUGGAUUUUUUCCCCUGCACAGUAGCUAAUCGUCCACAGAAACAUACAAUCAGACAACCUUCCCCCAAAUAGAGACAGUAGAUGAUAGUUGUACACAAUUAAGCAACAUGUGCUCGCACGGACGUGGGUUCAUGUAAACACACACAGACAUGUAUGCAAAUAGACACUUGCACGCACGCACACACACACGCGCACGCACACACACACAAACACAGACACACACAUGUACACACGUGUGCACAAACAUACACACGAUUAUAUAUGAGGCCUGGCAUGUGAAUUUUUAUCAAUGACUAUAAUGAUAUUGAUAUCAAUAGUAAUAAUAUUUAGAUUCCUGAUAUUUUAUAGCAAAUAGUAAUGAGAAAAUGAAAAAAAACAACAUAAAAAAGGACUAACAGUGUUCUUUUGUUUUUUAGAGACAAAAUGACCUCUUGUAUUUUUAUGCUGCUUUUUAUUUGCUAAGAAUUGAAUUCUUUUGCAACUGCCAACAUGAACUUUUUAUGAAAAUGUGAACUAUGACAGUAUUUGCAAAAAAAGGGAGAUCAUUUUAAAAGGUUAAAAGACAAACCCCCUUUUUCCACACCAAUGUUUCAAUUCAACGGAUGUUAUUUUUCUAUUUGAUUUUUCUAAAUUUAUUUUUUUGUGCUUAUUAUCCCUUGUCGAUCUAAAGCAUCUUUGUAACUGUGGGUAUUUAAAAAAGAAAAAGAAAAGAAAGGCCAAUUUAAAUAAGCUAUACACGAUCAUCGGCCAUAGGUCAUUCAAUUCAAUUCUGCAAGAGCAGUGAUUUUAAAACAUUGAACAGGCCUGUUGAACAGGUUAUCACACAUCAAAUUCAUAGUCUCACCCUGAUGUACUGACUCGGACAAAAACACUGGCAGCCAGACCAAAUGAUCUAUUGUUAUAAGUGCCAUGUGCGGUUGACUUGUCUAUAGCAAUGAAAACUCUUGUUGUUCUUCCUCCACCAUGGUGGCUUGCAUAAACUCUGCUGCCUUUAUGGUGCAUCGUCCAGUCUUAAAGAGCAAUCUUUACCCAUUAUUUGAGGUGCUCCCCCUCCACCAGUAUUACCUCAGAGCGAAGGUAUGGACUCACACCCCCUCAGUUACAAAGUGACAGUCAAAUUAUUCUGUUUGUCUGUUUUAUAUGUCGCUCAAAGCUCUGCCCACGGUUUAGAUGCAUACCAUCUAUUUAUCAUGUAAAUACUUUAUUUAACUACCUAUUUAUCUAUUUAUUUAUUUAUUCACCUUAUUUUUGUGUAUUUAUUGAAGACUUGCUAAUUUGUUAAUUAUCAUGUAUUUAUUUAUUGUUUAUAAUUUAAAAGAUGAACAUCCAUUGACCUUGUAAGAUGCUGCUGAUCUUCAAAGAAAAUGUUUAUAUGCAUGAAAACUGUAGAGAGUCCACGGGACUUAGUUUUUUAAAGAGGAACAAUGUACAGUACCAGUGUUAGGAGACUUCACACAAAUGAAUGCAGAAUUAACUUUUGUGGCAAUAACUUUACUGACACAGCAACUGACAUGUAUAACAAUCACAGCUGUCCUGUUUUCAGUCGAUUUAGGGCAAUAAAAAUAAACGAUGAAAACAAA
Cyclopterus lumpus (lumpfish) is the source of this 3249-nucleotide messenger RNA. RefSeq names its product scratch family zinc finger 2 (gene scrt2). The record is from RefSeq and is a predicted model, not a curated record. NCBI's taxonomy places the organism in Eukaryota, Metazoa, Chordata, Actinopteri, Perciformes, Cyclopteridae. Gene Ontology annotation, biological process: regulation of DNA-templated transcription. The transcript has 2 exons. Bases 533 to 1504 code for a protein of 323 amino acids. Gene Ontology annotation, molecular function: DNA-binding transcription factor activity, RNA polymerase II-specific; RNA polymerase II cis-regulatory region sequence-specific DNA binding.